This is a messenger RNA of Phacochoerus africanus (Common warthog), 2465 nucleotides long. It is a transcript of the gene YARS1, whose product is annotated as tyrosyl-tRNA synthetase 1. The transcript has 13 exons. NCBI's taxonomy places the organism in Eukaryota, Metazoa, Chordata, Mammalia, Artiodactyla, Suidae. Gene Ontology annotation, biological process: tyrosyl-tRNA aminoacylation. The record is from RefSeq and is a predicted model, not a curated record. Gene Ontology annotation, molecular function: tRNA binding; ATP binding; tyrosine-tRNA ligase activity. The coding region runs from base 148 to 1734 and encodes 528 amino acids.
GAAGGGUCCAGACCGAGCAAGCCGAGCGACGAACUCAGCUGAUGCAACCUAACUGGACCCGCGUGACAGUUCCCUGCACGCGGUGGCGGCAGCCACCGAAGGAGCACGGGUGUCGGGCGGAACGCCGGAGACGGGAUCGACAAAACCAUGGGAGACGCUCUGAGCCCUGAAGAGAAGCUGCACCUUAUCACCCGGAACCUACAGGAGGUUCUUGGGGAAGAAAAGCUGAAGGAGAUCCUAAAGGAGCGGGAACUUAAAGUUUACUGGGGGACGGCAACCACAGGCAAGCCCCAUGUGGCUUACUUCGUGCCUAUGUCCAAGAUCGCGGACUUCCUGAAAGCAGGAUGUGAGGUAACAAUUCUAUUUGCGGAUCUUCACGCAUACCUGGAUAACAUGAAAGCCCCAUGGGAACUUCUAGAACUCCGAACCAGCUACUAUGAGAAUGUGAUCAAGGCGAUGCUAGAGAGCAUUGGGGUGCCCUUGGAGAAGCUCAAGUUCAUCAAAGGCACUGAUUACCAGCUCAGCAAAGAGUACACGCUAGAUGUGUAUCGCCUCUCCUCCGUGGUCACUCAGCACGACGCCAAGAAGGCUGGAGCGGAGGUGGUCAAGCAGGUGGAGCACCCCCUGUUGAGCGGCCUGCUGUAUCCAGGGCUGCAGGCCUUGGAUGAAGAAUAUUUGAAAGUGGAUGCCCAAUUUGGAGGCGUUGAUCAGAGAAAGAUUUUCACCUUUGCAGAGAAGUACCUCCCUGCGCUUGGCUACUCAAAACGGGUCCAUCUGAUGAAUCCUAUGGUUCCCGGAUUAACUGGCAGCAAAAUGAGCUCUUCAGAAGAGGAGUCCAAGAUUGAUCUCCUUGAUCGGAAAGAGGAUGUGAAGAAAAAACUGAAGAAGGCCUUCUGUGAGCCAGGGAACGUGGACAACAAUGGCGUCCUGUCCUUCAUCAAGCAUGUCCUCUUUCCCCUCAAGUCUGAGUUUGUGAUCCUUCGAGAUGAAAAAUGGGGUGGAAACAAAACCUACACAGCUUACUCGGACCUGGAAAAGGACUUUGCUGAUGAGGUUGUACACCCUGGAGACCUAAAGAAUUCUGUUGAAGUCGCCUUGAACAAGUUGCUGGAUCCCAUCCGGGAAAAGUUUAAUACCCCUGCUCUAAAGAAACUGUCCAACGCUGCCUACCCAGAUCCCUCCAAGCAGAAGCCAGUCGCCAAAGGCCCUGCCAAGAAUUCGGAACCAGAGGAGGUCAUCCCCUCCCGGCUGGACAUCCGCGUGGGGAGAGUCAUUAGUGUGGACAAGCACCCGGAUGCAGACAGCCUGUAUGUGGAGAAGGUUGACGUGGGGGAAGCCGAGCCUCGGACUGUGGUGAGCGGCCUGGUGCAGUUUGUGCCCAAGGAGGACCUGCAGGACAGGCUGGUGGUGGUGCUGUGCAAUCUGAAACCCCAGAAGAUGAGAGGAAUCGAGUCCCAAGGCAUGCUUCUGUGUGCUUCUGUGGAAGGGGUAAGCCGCAAGGUUGAGCCUCUGGACCCUCCUGCAGGCUCAGCUCCUGGGGAGCGAGUGUUUGUGAAGGGCUAUGAGAAGGGCCAACCAGAUGAGGAGCUUAAGCCCAAGAAGAAAGUCUUUGAGAAGCUGCAGGCUGACUUUAAAAUUUCUGAGGAGUGCAUCGCACAGUGGAAGCAAACCAACUUCAUGACCAAGCUGGGGUCCAUCUCCUGUAAAUCGCUGAAGGGAGGGAACAUCAGCUAGCCAACCCUGCGUCAUCCUCCCUUCUCCCAUCAUCCCGAGUCAUCUGCCGUCUCCCUAAUUUGCUCCAUCCAUCCAUCACCCGUUUACCCAUCUCUCAGGACACUGAAGCAGAAAGUUUGGGACUCUGAUAGGGGCAGGACUCAGUAAGGGGCAGCUCAGCCUCCCCAGAAUCCAGGAUCAUCCUGUCUGCCUGCAGGGAGAGGCUGGCCUGCCAAGUAGUGAUGAGGGCAGGGGAGCACGGGAGUCCAGCUCUGCCUUCUACCCCUGGCAGCUGACCUGAGAAAUCUGGUUUCAAUAUAAUAAUGUAACUCAAAAAGUUUAUGCCACAGUCCUUCUAAUUGGAAAAAUAUCGGUUGCCAGUUUUCCUAGAGUUCUCCCAGCAGCUGUGCCUCUGGCUGGGAGCUGUGCCUGUACUGGGCUAAUUACAGCCUCUCCCCAACAGGAAACUGUGGGAUUUGAAAAGGAAAGGGAAGGGAAAACAGAGAACCUAGUGGUCUACCAAGUGGUUGGCAGCUUUCCCCAGUGCCUGCCAGCCCUGAGGCUUUGCUCCUGGAAUUUUCCUUGAUCCUGCUGGGUGGGGACCCUCCCUAAACCAGCUGUGUGUUGUUAACAUCAGAAUUAGGGUGGGUGGCACAGCCUGGGUUUUCUUAGGGAGGGUGGGGGUACUUCUCCAUCAAUCAGAACCACUAAGCAUCACUGUCAUAAAUUCAAAUAAAACGUCUGAACAAGGA